Molecule: messenger RNA, 5051 nt
Organism: Gryllus bimaculatus (two-spotted cricket)
Lineage: Eukaryota; Metazoa; Arthropoda; Insecta; Orthoptera; Gryllidae
Source: the annotation of a GenBank genome assembly
AUUGAUGAGGCACCUCCCUUCGACCUGUCCGCCAAAGACCGCUUCUCCUUACUUCCUGCAUUACCUGACUGCCUGAGGUACCAAUACCCUAUUCCGAAGGCAACUGGCGCUCCUACUAUCAAUGCUACGUGCCAUUUUGACCACGACGUACCCGUAGAUCCGACACUGCUGGGCGCCGCCAUGCUAAACCAGGUUGUUUACAGCGUUUCGGUGCUGCCAGUCGCUUGCAAUUACAACUGGAUUAAAAGACAGUCCAAACAUUUAUAUCAACAAGCAAGACUUCAACAACUUAACAGCAGUGGGGCGUGGGCCGCCAUGCGCCCGCUGACGCACUCCUUCCUCUUCUGCUGCCCGCUGCGCACGGGCGGCGUGGCUGUGGCCGCCGCCCACAUGACUUUGGCAACCCUGCGCGCAAGGUAAAUUAAAUCGCUGCUACCCCCCAUGAUGGCUGCCUUUAUGACCUUGCUUCGUUCUUCGGCCUGACUUAUUACGCCGUGCUGUGGAAUGGAUUAAAAUUUUAUGAGUACUUCGGGGCUUGUUCUUUACUAGUGAAUUGCAAUCACAUCUAACAAAAUGGCAGCUCUAGCCGAACAAGCGUCUAAAUUGUUAGACUUCAAUCAAAAAAUUGACAUUAACCUCCUUGACAACAUUGUAGUGUGCAUGUAUUCUGGUGUUGGUGAUCAACGUCGAAUAGCCCAGGAAGUUUUAACGACUUUAAAGGAGCACCCUGACGCCUGGACGAGAGUUGACACUAUUCUAGAGUUUUCUAGCAACCAACAAACGAAAUAUUACGCUCUGCAAAUAUUGGAACAAGUUAUUAAAACACGAUGGAAAAUUUUACCAAGGAAUCAAUGCGAGGGUAUCAAGAAAUAUAUUGUUGGGUUAAUCAUCAAAACCUCGUCGGAUCCUGUGGUGAUGGAAAGGGAAAAGGUAUAUUUGGGUAAACUUAACAUGAUCCUUGUUCAGGUUUUGAAAAGAGAAUGGCCAAAGAAUUGGGAGUCCUUUAUUCCUGAUAUUGUAGGAGCAAGCAAAACUAAUGAAAGUCUUUGCCAAAACAACAUGGCUAUUUUAAAAUUGUUGAGUGAAGAAGUUUUUGAUUUCUCAACUGGCACAUUGACUCAAUCAAAAGCUAAGCAUUUAAAGAACACAAUGUGUGCAGAAUUUUCCCAGAUAUUCCAACUUUGCCAGUUUGUAAUGGAUAGUUCACAAAAUGCCCCACUUGUGGCUGCAACAUUGGAGACAUUAUUGAAGUUUUUGAAUUGGAUUCCUCUAGGUUACAUUUUUGAGACCCAACUGAUCACUACUUUAAUAAACAAGUUUUUAGAUGUUCCUAUGUUUAGGAAUGUUACUUUGAAGUGUCUCACAGAAAUUUCUGGUGUAAAUACAAGUGAAUAUGACAGUAUGUUAAUUCUACUCUUCAAUCAGACAAUGGUACAGUUAGAGAUGAUGUUACCUGUCAAAACAAACAUUCGUGAAGCAUACAGCCAAGGUCAAGAUCAUGAACAGAAUUUUAUACAAAAUCUGGCUAUGUUUUUGUGCACUUUUUUAAAAGAACAUGGUAACUUACUUGAAAAGGAAGAACCAAAUGGAUGUAUUUUAAAAGCUUUACAUUACUUGGUGCUAAUAUCGGAAGUAGAGGAGGUUGAGGUAUUUAAAAUAUGUUUGGAAUAUUGGAACAGCUUAGCAGCUGAAUUGUACAGAGAGUUUCCUUUUGGUGGAUCGUUUUCAGAAGUUAUGAUGGAUGUAAAGGCACGAAAUAAAGCCUCUCCCAGAAGACGAUUUUAUAAUUACAUACUUAUGAAAGUUCGUUUUAUUUUAAUUAGUCGAAUGGCAAAACCAGAAGAAGUUCUUGUAGUAGAAAAUGAAACUGGUGAAGUAGUUCGUGAAUUUAUGAAAGAUACUGAUUCUAUUAACCUUUAUAAAAAUAUGCGUGAAACAUUAGUUUAUCUCACACAUUUGGACAAUGCUGACACUGAGCGCAUCAUGACAGAGAAACUGCAGAAUCAAGUUAAUGGUACAGAAUGGUCAUGGAGAAAUCUGAAUACACUCUGUUGGGCCAUAGGAAGUAUAUCAGGUUCCAUGCAUGAGGAGGAUGAAAAAAGAUUCUUGGUAACAGUUAUCAAAGAUUUACUUGGGCUUUGUGAGCAAAAGAAAGGUAAAGAUAAUAAAGCUAUUAUUGCAUCUAAUAUAAUGUAUGUUGUUGGCCAAUACCCAAGAUUUCUGAGAGGACACUGGAAGUUUCUUAAAACUGUAGUGAACAAAUUGUUUGAAUUUAUGCAUGAAACUCAUGAUGGUGUUCAGGAUAUGGCAUGUGAUACUUUCAUUAAAAUUGCUCUGAAAUGCAGACGUCACUUUGUAGUCCUUCAACCUGGAGAAACUGUUCCAUUUAUUGAAGAAAUUCUUUCAAAUAUUAGUACUAUAAUAUGUGAUCUUCAGCCAUCACAGGUUCAUACAUUCUAUGAAGCAGUUGGGCAUAUGAUAAGUGCACAGUUAGACCAGGUAACACAGGAACAACUUAUCCAGAAAUACAUGAUGUUACCAAAUCAAAUUUGGGAUGAUAUCCUUUUGCGAGCAUCAAAAAAUGUUGAUGUUCUUAAAGAAGGAGACACAGUUCGACAAUUAACAUCCAUUUUGAGAACCAAUAUUAGUGCUUGCAAGGCUCUGGGACAUCCUUAUGUUUUGCAACUUGGACACAUAUUUUUGGAUAUGUUAAACAUAUACAGAAUGAUGAGUGAAAACAUCACCACUGCCAUUGCGUUAAAUGGUGAAAUAGUAACCAAACAGCCAUUAAUAAAGGGUAUGCGUGUUGUGAAAAAAGAAAUUCUAAAACUAAUAACUGAUUGGGUGAGUCAUUGCCAAGAUCACACCAUAGUGUUGGAAAAUUUCUUGCCUCUUCUACAGGAUACUGUUUUGCUAGACUACCAACAAACAAGUGUUCCAUCAGCUCGAGAACCUGAGGUUCUUAAUGCAAUGGCCACCAUCAUCAAUAAGUUGGAAUAUUAUGUAACAAGUGAAAUACCAAAAAUCUUCAAUGCUGUGUUUGAAUGCACUUUAGAAAUGAUAAACAAAGACUUUGAAGAAUUUCCUGAACAUCGAACAAACUUCUUUCUUCUCCUGCAGGCAGUUAAUGCUCAUUGCUUUCCUGCCUUUUUAAGUAUACCGCCUGCACAAUUUAAACUAGUACUCGACUCUAUCAUCUGGGCGUUUAAACACACAAUGAGAAAUGUUUCAGAAACUGGUUUAAGCAUCAUGUACAAAUUGUUACAAAACAUAGAACAACAUGACUGGAAUGCUGCUCAAAGUUUCUAUCAGAUGUACUUUACUGAUAUAUUACAACACAUACUUUCAGUUGUAACAGACUCUUCACAUUCAUCAGGAUUGUACAUGCAUGCAUCUAUUUUAGCCUACAUGUUCUAUCUUGUAGAAUCUGAAAAAGUCAAAGUUCCUCUUGGUGCUACUCCUGACAAUGUUCUGUAUGUGCAGGAAUAUGUGGCUUCUCUUCUUAGAAAUGCCUUUCCUCACUUAACAGACAAUCAAAUUAAAAUAACUGUGCAGGGUCUGUUUAAUUUGGAUCGGAAUAUUUCCGCCUUCAAGGAGCAUUUGAGAGAUUUCCUUGUUCAAAUUCGUGAGCAUGCUGGAGAAGAUGAUUCAGAUUUGUUUUUGGAAGAGCGUGAAGCAGCAUUACGUCAGGCCCAAGAAGCAAAAAGACAGACUCAGAUAGCAGUGCCUGGCAUAUUAAAUCCUCAUGAGUUGCCUGAAGAAAUGUUGGACUAAAAAGAAUGAUUCUGCUGUGUAGAAAAAAUGUGUUGUUUGCUUGCCUCUUGCUAUGGUUGUUGAAAAUAUAGUACUUGAUAAUUGAAUGCCUGUGUGACAUUUCAAUGAAUCUGUGUGUUUCAUGAUGAAAGAAAGUUAGAUUUUAUAGGAUAUAUAUAUGUAUCAUUUUAGUCUGUAACAAAGAAUUACAGUAGGACUCCUUUUGGUUUAUGACGCAAUAAUUCAGCAUUUCAUUUAAUGAAUGAAUGGAUUUUUUAUGUAUGACUUGGAUGUUACAAAGCUAAAUUUCAGUAAUUUGUGACAAGUCUACAGUGUGUCUUCUCAAAGAUACCAAUUAGUUGUGUUGACAUUUUUAUUUUCUGCUUUCAUUGCCUUCUGUGUGUUUGGUAAAUUGUUAAUUUGUAAGUGAACUGGAAAUUACUGCAUCACGAAUUCAUAGUGAUAAUCAAAGGUACAUGGAAUAAGGAGUAAGUAGAGAAUAUUCCUGAACUUCUAUGGAAAAAUUUGAUUUACUUUAGUUACAGUGAAGUCUGUAAUUUAUAGUGUGAAGUUUAUGAUUUAUAUAUGUAUGUGUUUCUGUGUAAUAUCAUUUAUUGGUAAUGUUAGUUUCCAUCAAGGUACAAAAAUAUCUUUAAUUGCUUUAUACAGUCAAACUUAAUCCUGUAUUAAAUAAGAAACUCCUUGUUUUAUUAAGAUAGUGUAUUUGUCCUUUGCUUUAAAGGAAUGCAAAGCUUAUUAUAGGCACACCAACCCCAUUCUUUAUUAAUGAAAGGUAUAAUGCCAUAUAAAUAGCCAACCUCCAUUCCCACUCUAUAGGUAUUCGUUUUUAUGCCACAAUGCUCCUUGGCUUUGGUAGCAAUUUCAUGUUCUUAUUCUUCUAAUAAAAAGAAUCGCAUGUCAUGUAAAGCGUACUGCUUUAGUUAAAUUCUAUGAUUUAAACAUCUCUUUUGGGUUUGCUGAGUUUCUAUGUUAAAAAUUAUGUAUGGUUCAGUGUUAAUAUGUCUAAGAACUUUGAAUCUAAAAGAUAGUCAAUUCAAUUGAAUUGACAACAGUUCAUUUGAAAACUGUUUAAAUUAGUUGCUAAUGGCAAUAUCUAAAUGAAAAACCAUGUGUGUGAUGUUCAUUAUUGUUGAAAGGGAAAACUGUUUUUGUGGGCAUAAUCAAACUAUGCCAAAGGUGUAAUAUUAAUUGUUUGUUCUGUGAUACAUUGUGUGCGGUUUGUAUGUGAAACAGUUGUGAAACUCAAAUAAAGCUUGAUAUUUUCUAAUCAAACAAGG